AUGGUUGUCGUGGGGAAGCAGCGCGAGGAGGACUUCGGCGAGCCCGUCCUGGCCAGCCUGCUGGCGUCCGACCGAACCCCAUGGUAUAAAAAGCCCAACUUGCGAAACCUUUACUUCAUUUUGUUCCCUGCUUGUAUGGGGAUUGAGAUCACGUCCGGAUUUGAUUCUCAGAUUAUCAAUACCGUGCAGAUUGUGUACACGUGGAAUAAAUACUUCGGCCACCCUACUGGUGAAUUCGAGGAUGGACAGGAAGUAUACGAGAUCGAGCCGAAUAUCAAAGGGUUUCUGGCGGCGGCAUACUCUCUGGGUGCUAUCAUCUCCCUUCCAUUUAUCCCGUUUGUCAACAAAUUCUUGGGACGACGAUGGACCAUCAUGUUUGGCUCAGGUAUCAGUCUAGUAGGUGCCCUGAUUCAGGGCUUCUCCAAUGGCAUUGGCAUGUACAUUGUUGCACGAAUUCUGUUGGGAUUCGGGAUCCCCUUCUGCAUUGUUGCCGGGUCCUCGCUGAUCGGAGAACUGGGUUAUCCCAAGGAGAGACCCAUCCUCACGUCGCUGUUUAACUCGUCCUACUUUAUCGGCCAGAUCACCGCUGCCGCCGUGGGGUUGGGCACAGUCACUAUUCCAUCUGACUGGGCGUGGCGGAUUCCGUCACUCCUGCAGAUUGCACCAGCUAUGGUGCAGAUCUGCACAGUUCUUUUUCUCCCUGAAAGCCCUCGUUACCUCAUCAGCAAAGAUCGACGAGAGGAAGCCUUUGAUAUUCUUGUCAAAUACCACGCCGAAGGGGAUCGCGACUCGGUGAUCGUGAGGACGGAGAUUGCCCAGAUCGAACGCACAAUCAAGAUGGAACUGGAGGAUGCCAAGCAGACCUGGUGGGACAUGUUCAAGACGUCUGGUAUGCGGCGUCGUCUGCUUAUCUCUGCAUUCCUAGGUUUAUUUACACAGUGGUCUGGAAACACUCUGAUCUCGUACUACCUGAGUGACCUGCUGAACAUGGUCGAUAUUACUGACAGCGUUAUCAAGUCCAAGAUCAACAUCGGGAUCGCCUGCUGGGGCCUUGUUUGCGGUACGGCGCUGGCGCUGACAGUCCCGCGGUUCAAACGGCGAACAAUGUAUCUCACGUGUGCUUCGGCCUUACUCUGUGUAUACAUCGCGUGGACAAUUUCCAUGGAAAGAUUCAUGAAUACGCAGGCUAAGUCCGCAGCAAUCUUGACAAUCUUCUUUAUCUUCGCAUACUCGCCCGCGUACAAUCUGGGUUAUAAUGCCCUGACUUACACAUACCUUGUUGAGAUCUUCCCUUACUCUGGUCGCUCGCAGGGUCUCUCCUGGUUCCAGUUCUACGGUCGUGGUGCUGGAUUCUUCGCGACUUAUGUCAAUCCGGUCGGUCUGUCUCGCAUUGCCUGGAAAUGGCUAAUCGUGUACUGUUGCUGGCUGGGUUUUGAGCUUGUCUUCAUAUACUUCUUCUUUCCGGAGACUUCGGGGCGUACCUUGGAGGAACUGUCAUUCAUGUUCGAGGGCAAGGAGAAGGCCAACGAAGUCGCCGCCGCUGGCUAUCAGCAGAAAGAUGAUGAAUUUGAGAGAAAGGAAAGCACGGCUCAUAUCGAAAUUCGAGAGAAUACUAAGCAUUCCGCCUAG
Molecule: messenger RNA, 1629 nt
Organism: Aspergillus melleus
Lineage: Eukaryota; Fungi; Ascomycota; Eurotiomycetes; Eurotiales; Aspergillaceae
Product: putative MFS sugar transporter
Exons: 7
Coding region: 1-1629 (542 amino acids)
Biological process (GO): carbohydrate transport; transmembrane transport
Cellular component (GO): membrane
Molecular function (GO): carbohydrate:proton symporter activity
Source: RefSeq, a predicted model, not a curated record